AUGUGCCUAGGCGCGAAGUUUCGUCUCAGCAUCGACUCCUGCCUGCUGCGAUACAAUGCCCUCUCUCUAGUCUACCUUCUGUACCUGCUGCUCUUACCAUGGUUCUUAUGGCCCAACAAACACACACUACGAGGCCACACAGGACGCUUCCUCAAGGCCCUGCUGAGCACCUCUGUCAUCUUCCUGCUGGCUCAUCUCUCCUUCCAGAUCUGCCUUUACACUGUCCCCAGCCUUGACCCGGCGCUGGGACACAACUGUAGCACAUGGGAGUCUUUCGCAAUACAUGUUGGGGUGUCAAGAUUGCCCUGGGACGACCCCUGGAGCGUUGUACGUCUCCUGGCCCCUGACCUAGGCAUAUUCAUCAUCUCUCUCGUCACUGUGGUCUCCUGUGACCGCCUAGUGAAGAGCAGAGAAGAGGGAUCCAUGGCUUCCCAUAACUCUUGCAUCUUACAGGAGGAGGAGGAGGGAGAUGAGGAUGAUGAAGAAGGGGAUGAUGAGGAGGGCAGGCUCUCCCACAGCGUGCCUGAUGAAGAGGAGUCCUCCAGCAGUACAGCUUCACUCUUGGCUGCUCGACUCCGUGCUGCUGCCCAGAAGUUUCUGAGAGAUCUGGGCCGUGUUCUGGCUGUAACCCUUCUGGCUCUGGCCGGUAUCACCUUGCCCUCUGCCUUCUCCGCUGUCUACUUCCUGUUGUUUAUUGGGAUAUGUACUUGGUGGGCCUGUCACUUUCCCAUCAGCCACCUUGGCUUUAACGCGCUGUGUGUGAUGGUGGGAUUCUUCACAGCAGGACACUUGGUGUGUUUGUACUUGUACCAAAGUGCUCUGGCACAGAGCAUUUUCCCCCCACCAAGCCUGUGGGCCAGACUCUUUGGCCUCAAAAACAUCAUUAACCCUGGCAAUUGCUCUUCCUCCUAUGACAUCAUUCUCAACACAGACCAUGAUUGGCCGGUAUACGUCAACCCUGGCAUUCUUCUCCUCCUCUACAUCACUAUGGCAAUUGUGCUGAAGAUCAGUGGUCGUGAAAUAGUUAACAAAGGAGUGGAGCCUGCUGGUGGAGAGGAAGUGGAGCUGAGACAGUGGAGGACAGAGGGACAGGGCAGAAAAGAUGAGACUGAGGAAAUGCUUCUCUCUGCGGGGGAGAGCCCUGGCUGUGAUUCAGACGGUUCCAGAGUUCAUGUGAUCAAUGGUUCGAGUGAGCAAGUUUUUGGGCUCAGUGGCACUUCACAGGGACAACAGGGAGACAGUACUCUACAUAUACUGGGUCGCAUGAUCAUGCAGCAGAGCUACAUCUGUGCCCUCAUUGCCAUGAUGGCAUGGAGUAUCACCUACCACAGCUGGCUGACGUUUGUGCUGCUGCUAUGGGCCUGUGUGAUCUGGAUGCUGCGGGCACGCAGGCACUUUGCCACUCUCUGCUCUCCCUUCAUCCUCCUAUACGGCCUGGGGCUCUGCUGCCUGCAGUAUGUCUGGGCCAUGGAUCUAGAACCUGAGCUACCACACAAAGUGGGAACCAUGGGCCUCCGGCAGCUGGGCCUCGACCGUGCCCAAUACCCCUGCCUCCGUCUGGGAGCCAUGUUGCUGUGCACAUUGACUUUCUGGCUGCUCUUGAGACAGUCAGUGAAGGACAACUUCAGCAGAAAGAAGAGUUUGGCAACACCACUGCAAGAGGUCACAACCGGAGAGGGCGCUGGGCGUAAUGCAUCUGUACUGAAUGUGUUGGGGAGCAUUGUGAUGAGUUUCUAUGCUAAAUACUGGAUCUAUGUUUGCGGGGGAAUGUUCAUCAUGGUCAGCUUUGUCGGCAAACUGGUGGGAUACAAGAUUGUCUACAUGCUCCUUUUCCUACUCUGCCUGUGUCUCUAUCAAGUGUACUACUCUCUAUGGAGAAGACUGCUGAAGGUGUUCUGGUGGUUGGUAGUGGCCUAUACCAUGCUGGUGCUUAUUGCCAUCUACACCUUUCAGUUUGAUGACUUCCCAGGCUACUGGAAGAAUUUUACUGGUUUCACAGAAGAGCAACUCGCUGACAUUGGGCUUGAGACGUUUACUCUGUCCGAGCUCUUCACCAGCAUCCUCAUCCCUGGGUUCUUCCUCUUGGCCUGCAUCCUGCAGCUUCAUUAUUUCCACAAGCCCUUCAUGAAAAUCACCGACCUGGAACACGUCACUCCAAUUCACAGGAAAAAGAGUCCACCAAAACCUGAGACACUACGUGGUGCAGAAGCAGGUGGAUUUGAGGAAGAAGAUCUGACAACAGACCUUGGGGAUGAAGACUCUGAGGAUGAUGAGAUGAUGCCCAGUAAGUGGGGCCUGGUGAUGGACAGACUCAUGGUUCUCUUCAGGAAGUUCUUUGACAUCCUGACUCAUGUUCAGGUCUUCAUCUGGAGGGUCCUAGAGCUUCACAUCCUCAAGAUAGUUGCUUUCUUCGUGGUCUGGGUUGCUCUCUUAGAGCCGUCUGUAAUGAACCUAGUUCUGGUGGUGCUGUGGGCUUUUGCAAUGCCCUACGGUCGCUUCAGACACAUGGCCUCAUGUCUGUCUACGGUCUGGGUUUGUGUCAUCAUCGUCUGCAAGAUGCUUUAUCAGCUCAGCAUUGUCAACCCCAGCCAAUAUUCAAACAACUGUUCAGUGCCCUUAGCUAAUGAGACCAACCUAAGUGAAGAGGAGCUGAUGAACUCCACUCUGUACAGAGCGCCAGUGGACCCGGCCAACUGGUUUGGCUUUAGAAAAGACACUACAGCCCUGGGAUACAGUAAAAAUCACCUGCUGGUUCUGAUACUGCUGGUAUUUGAGGCCACUGUGUACCGGCACCAGGCCCAUCACUACAGACAGCUACAACGCUCUCCUCCCAAUAUCCCAGUCAUCUUUCCCCUUGCCACCAGAGACAACCUGGACAAGGGCCUUCUCCACUGCAUCAAGUACCUGCUCAACUACAGCUUCUAUAAGUUUGGCCUGGAGAUAUGUUUCCUCAUGACGGUGAACGUGAUUGGCCAGCGCAUGAAUUUCCUGGUGAUAAUCCAUGGCUGCUGGUUGGUGGCUAUAUUAGUGCGCCGUCGCCGGGCAGCCAUCGCUAAGAUCUGGUCCAAGUACUGCUUGUUCCUGGUCAUUUUCAUGAUCUACCAGUAUAUUCUGUGUGUUGGGAUCCCCCCAGCCCUGUGCAUUGAUUACCCCUGGCGAUGGAACAAUUCUGUCACCAUUAACUCUGCCCUGAUUAAGUGGAUCUAUCUGCCAGACUUCUAUACCAUUCCCAACUCCAAGAACCUCAUCGCGGACUUCCUGUUGCUGAUGUGUGCCUCUCAGCAGUGGAAAGUGUUUGAGGAUGAGAAGACAGAGGAGUGGAUGGUUCUGGGAGGAGAGAACAAGGACAACCCCAACCCCAUGGAAGGAAUCCCCUUUAACCCAGCACCCAAUUUCAUCAACUGCAGAUGUUAUCUGGACAUGGCUAAGGUUCUGGUAUUCCGCUACAUGUUCUGGUUUGUGCUGGCCGUGGUGUUUGUGACCGGGGCCAUGCGGAUCAGUGUGUUUGGCCUGGGCUAUUUGCUGGCCUGCUUCUUCUUCUUGCUGUUUGGUACCAGACUAUUGAUUAAGCCCUCCCACACUCGCCUGGUGCUAUGGGACUGUCUCAUCAUGUACAACGUGGCUGUCGUCAUCGCUAAAAACAUCCUGUCUAUCCUGGCAUGUGUGUUUGUGACGGAGAUGCAGAAGAACUUCUGCUGGGUGAUCCAGCUCUUCAGUCUAGUGUGCACAGUCAAAGGCUACUAUGACCCUAAAACUGUAUGUGAUAAGGAGUGUACACUGCCAGUUGAGGAAGCAGGCAUCAUCUGGGACAGUAUCUGCUUUUUCUUCCUCCUCCUUCAGAGGAGAGUCUUCCUCAGCUAUUACUUUGUGCACGUGACAGCAGACCUGGAGGCCUCUGCCCGCCAAGCCUCACGUGGUUUUGAGUUGUUCAGGGCCACCAUCAAAAAGAACAUGGAUUUUCGCAAGCAGGCAGAGAGAAGAUCCAUUCAGCAACUCAAGUCAUCGAUGCAACGUAUUCGUGAGAAGCAGCAGAAGUACAAAGAUGGACGCAAAGCAUCUGAACUAGAAGAGAAGUCACCAGAAACACAGGAUGAGAAGAAGAGAAGGAAAUGCUCUAAGAAAGAAUGGCAUCAUCCCUGGCUUGACCAUGCUACAGUGUUACACUCAGGAGAUUAUUACCUGUUUGAGUCAGACAGUGGAGAGGAAGAAGAUCUAUUCCCAGAGGAGCAGAAACCACAGAGACAGACAGCAUUUCAGCUAGCAUAUCAGGCCUGGGUGACCAGCGCUAAGGACGCCCUGAAGGACCGCCAGCGGAGACAGAGAGAACAGCGACGACGGGAGAGAGAGGAGAGACAACGAGCCUGCCCUCAGGACUCAGGUGAGGCUGAAGAGGGUGAGGCUGUGUUUGAGGAGCAAAAUUCACAGCUAGAGGAGGAGGUGGCUGUGGAAGGAGAGGAGUCAGCAAGUGGCAGUGACAUUGUUCAGAGGAUUCUGGAUAUCUUGAGGUUCCUGUGGGUGCUCUUCUUAGCCAUGGUGGAUGGUCUUACCUUGUGGCUCAACAUGCUGACCAAACAGUAUGUGGACAUUUCCACUGUCCUGAGCAAUGAACGCUAUCUCCUCAUCCACAACAUCAGCCAGAGACGCUCCAGGGAGCAAACAGAUGACCAGCUGUCCGAGGGGAGCGAGAGUCCCACCCUGGAGACCUGUCUAGGGGAUACUGAAACUGACAAUGUUAAUAUCAACAUCACCAUCAGUAGCGAUCCUGGGGAGACGGACCUGAGUGAGCUGGAUGAAACAGCUGGUCAGAGCAGCACAACUCUGUGUUCUGAACCCACUCGGGAGCUGAAGCCAGAGUCACAGGCCAGCCAGCAUCACCGGAAGUCCAGAACCGCCAGCGAACUGCUGUCCGAUAGCACGUUCCAGAUUGAAGAACUGGUGCAGAGUCGGGAGUUUUACUCGUCUCAGAACCGUCUCCUGAAGCUUCUCUUUGCGUUGUAUAACGUGUUGGCGGCUCACUCUGAACUGGUGUGCUACUUCAUCAUCGUAUUAAACAACAUGGUGACAGCCUCAGUCAUCUCUCUGGUGCUUCCCAUCCUUAUCUUCCUCUGGGCCAUGCUGGCAGUGCCACGCCCUUCCAAGAGGUUUUGGAUGACUGCAAUAGUCUACACAGAGCUCAUGGUGGUGGUCAAAUACCUGUUCCAGUUUGGCUUCUUUCCAUGGAACAGUACAUAUCAGACCAAGCUGAAUGAGGAUAAGCCUUUCUUUCCUCCACGCAUCCUGGGCCUGGAGAAGGCAGACAACUACCUCCGCUAUGAUCUGCUUCAGCUGUUGGUCCUGUUCUUCCAUCGCUCUUUGCUCCAGUGUUAUGGCUUAUGGGAUCAGGAGGGUCCUCUGGAGGAGAGGAGGAGAAAUGAGCAGGAGGAGGUCCAGAAAGACGAGCAGACAGAUAGACAGGCUCAGGUGCAAACGGAUCCUGAGCAGAACCAGAGCACUGAGCCUAUCACAGACACUGUCAGCCUGCCUGAGGAAGGCAAGAAGAAAAGCAGCCUUCUGCGCUUCCGCAAGAAAAAACAAAAAGGCAAAGAUGCUGCUGGGACAAAAGAACCUAAGAAGAAAAAAUCAAAGACAAAACGCAGAGAGGAAGCCAGUAAGAAGCUGAAAGCUGUUGGACAAAAACUGAGGAACCUUUUUAUCUCAGUAGUGAGGAACGUCUAUAAGCCGGUCUACAACUUCUUCUGGAACAUUCUACAUGCGGAGUACAGGGCAGCCACAGAUGUCUAUGCUCUCAUGUUCCUGACUGAUGUUGUGGAUUUCAUCAUCAUUGUCUUUGGUUUCUGGGCCUUUGGAAAACACUCGGCUGCAGCAGAUAUCGCCUCCACCCUGUCAGAGGACCAGGUCCCGGAAGCCUUUCUUGUCAUGCUUCUCAUUCAGUUCAGCACUAUGAUCAUUGACCGCGCUCUUUACCUACGCAAGACUGUGUUGGGCAAACUCAUCUUCCAGAUCAUUCUGGUCUUUGGCAUCCACUUGUGGAUGUUCUUCAUCCUGCCAGCGGUCACCGAGAGAAUGUUCAGUCAGAACUUUGUGGCACAGCUCUGGUAUUUUGUCAAGUGCAUCUACUUCACCCUGUCGGCCUAUCAAAUUCGUUGUGGCUAUCCAACCCGUAUCCUUGGUAACUUCCUCACCAAGAAGUACAACCAUGUCAAUCUUUUCCUCUUCCAAGGGUUCCGCCUAGUACCAUUCUUGGUAGAGCUUCGUGCUGUGAUGGACUGGGUUUGGACUGACACUACGCUGUCCCUCUCCAACUGGAUGUGUGUGGAAGACAUUUAUGCCAACAUUUUCAUAAUCAAGUGCAGCCGUGAGACAGAGAAGAAAUACCCACAGCCAAAAGGACAGAAGAAAAAGAAAAUUGUCAAGUACGGAAUGGGUGGUCUCAUCAUCUUCUUCCUGAUCUGCAUCAUCUGGUUCCCACUACUCUUCAUUUCAUUGGUCAGAUCAGUCGUUGGUGUGGUUAACCAUCCAGUGGAUGUUACAGUCACCGUCAAACUUGGAGGAUAUGAGCCUUUAUUCACCAUGAGUGUCCAGCAGCAGUCUAUACAACCCUUCACUGAGGAAGACUAUAACCGUCUCACCAGCCAGUUUGGAAACAAUGCUAUUGCCAUGCAGUUCAUCACUCUAUACAGCUAUGAGGACAUAGUGACGGCCAACAUUGAGGGCAGCUCGGGUUCUGUGUGGAGGAUCAGCCCACCCAGCAGACAGGAGCUGAUUAAAGAACUGCUGGACAGCCCGGGAGACAUGACCCUACGACUGGCCUGGACCUUCCAGAGGGACCUUGGAAAAGGUGGUACAGUGGAGAACACCUUUGAUAAGCACUCCAUCAAUCUGGAGCAUGGAAACCCAGUCAGAGCCCAUCUGGCCUCGCUGCUCGUGGGGAAUCACACCGAGCCUGUGUGUGUGCCCCACAUGUUUCCUAAUUAUAUCCGAGCACCAAACGGAGCUGAAGCCAAGCCAGUCAGCCAGCUCUAUGAGGGCGACGAGGAGGGCUAUGAGAAUGUGACCCUCUCUUUAAAGAGAGAUGGAUCAGUGAAUGGCAGUGGUGCGCAGGAAUGGUGGGAUAUCAGCAUCGAAGGUUGUGAGUCGUCAAAGUCCUGUGGGGUGUUACCCAUGGUCAUCUUCAACGACAAAGUCAGCCCACCCAGCCUGGGCUUCUUGGCAGGAUACGGGAUCAUGGGGCUGUAUGUGUCAGUGGUGUUGGUCAUAGGCAAGUUUGUUCGUGGAUUCUUCAGUGAGAUUUCCCACUCCAUCAUGUUUGAGGAGCUGCCCUGCGUGGACCGCAUCCUGAAGUUGUGCACAGAUAUCUUCCUGGUGCGAGAGACAGGCGAGUUGGAGCUGGAAGAAGAACUGUACUCUAAACUCAUCUUCCUCUAUCGCUCACCAGAGACAAUGAUCAAGUGGACCAGGGAGAGGAACGAAGACUAAA
This is a messenger RNA of Chanos chanos (milkfish), 7477 nucleotides long. RefSeq names its product piezo type mechanosensitive ion channel component 1 (Er blood group) (gene piezo1). The transcript has 52 exons. NCBI's taxonomy places the organism in Eukaryota, Metazoa, Chordata, Actinopteri, Gonorynchiformes, Chanidae. Gene Ontology annotation, cellular component: membrane. Gene Ontology annotation, molecular function: mechanosensitive monoatomic ion channel activity. The record is from RefSeq and is a predicted model, not a curated record. Bases 1 to 7476 code for a protein of 2491 amino acids.